Messenger RNA from Magnolia sinica, 808 nucleotides. RefSeq lists its product as uncharacterized. The transcript has 4 exons. Gene Ontology annotation, molecular function: transmembrane protein transporter activity. Gene Ontology annotation, biological process: protein insertion into mitochondrial inner membrane. The coding region runs from base 137 to 730 and encodes 197 amino acids. The record is from RefSeq and is a predicted model, not a curated record. Gene Ontology annotation, cellular component: TIM22 mitochondrial import inner membrane insertion complex. NCBI's taxonomy places the organism in Eukaryota, Viridiplantae, Streptophyta, Magnoliopsida, Magnoliales, Magnoliaceae.
GGCAGUCUGGUCAUUCGCGCGAAAUACGUCUCUGUAAAUUUGCUAACCAACAAGGGCUUUUCUGUAAUUUGCCCAUUCUUUUUCAGUUCUCUUCAACGCAAGGGGACAGAAGUAGCUCCGAACGGAAACAGCAGCGAUGGCUGCUGCAGGCGAAGAAGACAAAACAGCGAAAAUCCCAUCUUCUUCAUCAGAGGGUUGGAAGGAGCGAAUUUACAUUCCUACCCUCAUCGCAGGGAUUGUUGGUGGAGGAGCAGGGUUGGUUUUGAAACGUCAGAAAUCUUAUGGGGUCGCAAACCUGUCUGCAACUUACGCUGCCAAUCUAGCAAUUGUCGCGGGAUGCUAUUGCGGGGCACGUGAAUUUGUAAGAGAAACUCGAGCUUCGGCACCCGACGACCUCAUGAACUCUGUGAUAGGUGGGGUUGCUAGUGGAGCUCUUCUCGGGCGGCUUCAAGGGGGGCAACUUGGCGCAGUUCGCUACUCGAUCAUCUUUGCACUUGCAGGGACCGCACUGGAUUUCACUGCUCUUCGACUAAGACCUCUCUUUCAGAGCUCUGAAGAUCCCACGACUGCAGAGAAGUCGCAAGAGAGUUCUAAGAGUGGUGAGUGGAGGUGGCCCGAAUGGUUGCCCAUCCAAGUGCUCGAUGAGGAAGCUAUGGCUGCCAAACAGGCUCGAGAACAACAGUUGUAUGCACAAAGAGCGCUCGGUAAACUUAGUAAAGAAGAAUCUUGAUAAUUUAAUCCUUAUUUUAUUCUGGAAUUAAAUUGUGCUGAUAAUAGCGAUAGUAGAAGAUUUUUGGGUCUUUUUUUU